This is a messenger RNA of Aspergillus aculeatus ATCC 16872, 576 nucleotides long. RefSeq lists its product as uncharacterized. NCBI's taxonomy places the organism in Eukaryota, Fungi, Ascomycota, Eurotiomycetes, Eurotiales, Aspergillaceae. The transcript has 4 exons. The record is from RefSeq and is a predicted model, not a curated record. Bases 1 to 576 code for a protein of 191 amino acids.
AUGGCUUCUGCCAGGCUUCGGCGCGCGUUCCGCUAUCCAGAUGAUCUGGGAGAUGAUGAGUAUGCUCGCGAAGAGUUGGAUGAAGAAGAGCAAGAGUGCGUAAUCCAGACCCUCAAAUUACUCAAUGACAGGCGAAACUCUGAAUAUAGUAUUAUCUUCGCCGCCAUCUCCCUCUUGUCCGCGGCCAUCUAUCUUCUCCCACUACUCUCCAGUCCAUCCGCCACUAUUGACCGGUGCGUAGCCCUUGUGAGUGUACUGUCUUUGUUGGCAACCGCCCACAGCAUGCGGUAUCUACCGCAUCGACGUCACGAUAGCAAGGGCAAAAGACGCAUGGUGGACUCGAAUGGCCACACCCAAGCGCAGCAACUUCUUCCAAUCGUCAAUGCAGCGACCUGCAUAUCCUUAGUGCUAAUCCACUUUGUAUUCACAUCCCAAGAAUCGUGGUUCAGCACCGGGCUGAUUACAUCCUCGGUUCCUGGAGCAAUGUUAGCGACUGUCUGGGUCGCGAGCAGGGUCAUGUCGUCCGUUGAUAUCAAGGAUCUUGAGACUCUUCGAUACAAUUACAAAGGGGCCUAA